CAAUCACAGGUCGAGCUUGGGCCCCACCCGGAAAUAUCUGCGCGUGGCUCUGGUCAUGAGUUUACAUGUGAACACGUCAGUGAAAUUUUACAGGUUGACUUUUUAAACGCAAAUGGCAUCAGGAGACGCAUAUAAAGUGUCUUCCCUGAAGGGAAAAGUGACCCUGAUCACGGGUGCCAGUUCAGGUAUCGGUGCAGGUACGGCCGCCCUGUUUGCUAAAUUGGGAGCUGCGCUGGCUCUCAAUGGCAGAGAUGUGGAGAGUCUGAAGAAAGUAGCCAAGGAGUGCACAGAGUAUGCUGGAGGAACUGAGCCUUUGCUUGUGCCCGGCGAUCUGACAGACGAGAACACAGUGAGAUCUGUGUUCCACCUGACCCAGCUCUGUGUGCCUCACCUGGUCAAGACCAAAGGCUCCAUCGUCAACGUGUCCAGCAUCAAUGGACAGAGAUCGUUCCCUGGUGUUCUGGCCUAUUGUAUGUCCAAGUCGGCCAUUGACCAAUUCACUCGCUGUGUCGCACUGGAACUAGCAUCGAAGCAAGUUCGAGUCAACUCCGUGUGUCCCGGUGUGAUCGUGACAGAAGUGCACAAGAGGGCAGGAUUGAAUGAGGAGCAAUAUGCUCAGUUCCUAGAAAAGUGCAAGCAGACUCACGCACUCGGCCGACCGGGCGAAGUGGACGAGGUGGCCCACAGCAUCGCCUUCCUGGCAUCGGAUGCCGCCACUUUCAUCACCGGAGUCAACCUCCCCAUCGACGGGGGCCGCCAUGCUAUGUGCCCACGAUAGACGUUUGACGGUAGAAGGUAGAAUUAGUAGAUAAGAAAGUACCUCACGGAUAUUUUUUCACAAAUAUGUGUUGAGUUUUUCCACAUUGAACAGAAUAAUUUAACGGUAGUAAAUAUAAAAAAAUGAUCACGGUAGCUUGACAAAAUAAAAUUUAUUGAACCAAAUGUGGCCGGCGAGCAUAUUUUGUGUUGUAUUCCCAAUGAGUACAGGAUAGUUGCAGCACCAGGUUCGGGAACACUUGCACAGUCUAACGUGAAGUCAUUCUCAAUUUUGGUUGUAUUUUUCAAACGGGUGUAUUGAAUUGUCAUUCCAUUCAGUCGAGCAAUAAGACAAUGGCAUGGAAAAAAAAAAUCGACGUCAGAGUGUUUACUAACAUUUUAAGUUCACAAUUUACAAUAACUCACGUCUUGAUUGAGACAAAUGAAUCACAAAUAAGUGCAUACAUUUUGAUCCGCCAGUUUUAGAAAAACAACGCCACGAACGUGACAAAUUUUCACAGCACGCAAAACGAAUGAGAGCGAAACAUUUGCCUUUCCAAAGAUGACACCAUUCCGUUUGAAUCGGAUUUUGAUCAGCACCGCAUUUAUUAAGUUAUCUGGAUUUAUUAACCGAGGGCAGUGGAGAAUGUUCCUGAUCUCAUUAGAUUGCGCAAGUGUCCCUAAUGUUGUGUCCAGUGAGCGCACCCGAAUCAGGACCACUCAGACGUGCCGAACGAGGUAGUAUCUUCUCACGUGCUUGUGCGAAGACAUCCGAAUGAGUGAUAAGAUGCGUGCAGUCACAGCUAUUGCACUUUAUAUCACAAUAUACAGCACAUACACAGUUAUAAAUAAUACAUUAGCGCAUUUAUAAAUGGACCUUCAUUAUUUCUGUACAACCAGAGUUUGAUAGCGCCAAAACAAUGAAAUGUUCUUAUCGUUUUUCUUCCAUCCAGGGACAAUUGAAAGCUUGCUGCAAGUCACUGGAGAAGAAAGGUUUUUAUUCCAAAGGCGGAUCAGUGCCAGAAGUCUUAUAUGUUUCCCGCCUCUGUUUCUGCAGUCCAAGCAUAGUUUCAGGAGCGUAAUCGGGGUUCCUUGCAGUCCGAAACUGUCCGUCAGGUCACCCCACUCAUGAGGUGGAAGGGGGGGCUGGCCUUUACUGAGGUUUUAUAAGAAGCAAACGGGUCCAACCUCAAGGUGAUAACGUGAUCCAGGUUCUGUGGUCGGCAAGUUGGAUACUUCCACGAUGGGGAGUAAAUUGGGCUCCUCAGUCUGAAACACAAAGUGGGUCUGACGCCAGCGGCCGUCCUUGAUCUGGGAACAUUGUGUCAAAAAAUAGAUUCCGUCACGGUCCAGGCAGUGAAAAGCAUUUGCCUCCAUAUUUCUGCAAAGGUUUUGGUUUGAUCUAAAAAUUGCUUUUCCGGAAAUGCGUUACAAGUUAAAGAUGAAAUGACAGCCGACGAUCUGCAUUCAAAAUAUAGAAAUAGCGACAGUUGGACUAAUUGCUGCGAUGGAGUUUGGAACAAGACGACAGUUUUCUGUCUGGGUUUCAGUUCCCUAAAUCGCUUUCUUUGUUCCUCCCGGUCAAGUUUAUUUUAGUUGUGUAGAAGGUAUACAUCUCCUAAGUGAGGUAAACUCUCAAUAGUCUUCCACACUCUGCCGAUAUGUCUGAUACCGAUUAUUAGCAGCCAAGGAGGCUGAUAACUGAUAUAUAAAAGCAAUAUUUAUUUUCGUGAAAAGGGAAAAUAUCAGCCCAAAAAUAUUUGAAACGCAGAAACUUCAACACUUAACUGUUAUCUGCCUUGAGUAUGCCAGUACUUCUUAAUUAUUUUCUGUUACGCCCGCCCCACCGUUUGUCAAUCAAAAGCUUCUAAGUAGGAAAAAAAAUACAAAUCUGCUGAAUAACUUUAGCAUUGUUUUGUACUCCCUGUGCACAAUCUGAUAAUGAGAGUACCACUGCCACCUACUGUAGUGGAUGUGCAAUUGCACUUUAUUCACAUAUGGCAAAAAGAAA
Messenger RNA from Hippocampus zosterae (dwarf seahorse), 2767 nucleotides. Its product is annotated as 3-oxoacyl-[acyl-carrier-protein] reductase FabG-like. NCBI's taxonomy places the organism in Eukaryota, Metazoa, Chordata, Actinopteri, Syngnathiformes, Syngnathidae. The record is from RefSeq and is a predicted model, not a curated record. Gene Ontology annotation, molecular function: oxidoreductase activity.